UAGUAAAGUUGGACGUACUUUUUAUUAAUCGAUUACUUUGACACAAAUAAUUGAGCUCUUUCUUCUGUGCAUACACACCUCACAGUCCUCACUAUGGCAUCAUUAUCCAUUCAUCAAACAGUUCGUACAAAUUAAACAUUCAGAAACUAUCAUGAUAUCUUCAGUCACGAAUACAGAAAUCAUCUCCUUGUAUACAUUAAUUCUGGUGUGUUGUUGUUGCUACUGUAUUUCAGCUAAAGACAACAUAACGACUGGGGAAUUUAUCAAUGAUGGUCCUAAUUACUUAGAAUCUCCUGGGAAGAAGUUUCAAAUGGGCUUCUUUCCACAUGGAAAAACAGCAGAAGUAAGAAGAUAUGUGGGGAUAUGGUAUACGAUGGAUCCAAAGACUGUUGUGUGGGUUGCUAACCGUGAUAAACCAGUGCUGGAUUCCACUGGAAUUCUUACCGUUUCAGAAGACGGUAGCGCUAAGCUGUUAAAUGGAAAACAAGAUGUAUACUUCUCUACAGACCCGGCAGAUGGAGCUUCUUCAACUGCACUGAAGUUGUUGGAUAACGGAAAUGCCGUAUUAAUAAAUGUUGUAACAGGAAGCAUACUAUGGCAGAGCUUUCGAACUCCAACAGAUACUUUUCUUCCUGGAAUGAAAAUGGUCGAUAACUUAAAGUUGACAUCAUGGAAAAGUCCAGAAGACCCAGGGUCUGGAAGCUUCGAGUUCCAGCAAGAUCCUGGUACAAACCGAUACUUCAUUUUGGAGGAAUCAACCACACUUCGAUGGAAAAGUGGGAACAUGUCGACGAAAAGUUUUGAUAAGAAUCAAAUUUUCUCUCAGGCAUUCCUGUUGCUGUCAAACACUACCACACAAACACGAAAGAUCAUUCGGUGUUACACGUAUUCUUCCUGCAGAGAGGGUGGCAGAAUAGAAUAUAACGAAAGUUAUCAGAGCCCAAAGAUAACUGUAGCGUGUAUAAAGUGUGUGGCUCAUUUGGGAUUUGCAGCGAAAAUAAGGAGUCAGUCAUGUGUAGUUGCUUACCUGGAUUUGAACCUACUAAUUCACCCGAUGAUUAUAGUGCUGGAUGCAAGAGAACGUCUGAAAUCUGUCGCCCAGGAACUAAUGACAGAUUCUUGA
Messenger RNA from Lactuca virosa, 1123 nucleotides. Lineage: Eukaryota; Viridiplantae; Streptophyta; Magnoliopsida; Asterales; Asteraceae. The record is from the annotation of a GenBank genome assembly.